UUAAUUAGGAUUAGACAUAGUUAAUGACGUAAUUAAGGUUAUGUGGCUGGGAAUAUUGUGACCCCACUUGCACCGCCACAAUUUCUAGUUUCUUGUCUAUAAAUAAAGAACCAUAUUUUCUUCUCUUAUUGAAAAACAUCAUCCAGUGCUUGAUUUAUUUGAUUAACCUUUUUAAAGUUGUGUGAUCAAUUUCCCAGCUUCAGUUUCGGAGCGUGAGAAGUUCUCUUCCAGCUAUUUACAUGGUUGAUAUCGACAUCCAGAUCCCAUCUGCUUUCGAUCCAUUUGCUGAGGCUAAGGACUCAGGUGCACCUGGAGCCAAGGAAUAUGUUCAUAUUCGCAUACAACAAAGGAAUGGAAAGAAAAGCUUGACGACUGUUCAAGGUUUGAGGAAAGAAUACAGUUACGAAAAAAUCCUCAAAGAUCUGAAAAAAGAGUUUUGUUGCAACGGGAAUGUUGUACAGGAUAAGGAGCUUGGCAAAGUGAUACAACUUCAAGGUGAUCAAAGGAAGAAUGUUUCUCAUUUCCUUGUGACUGCUGGUGUUGUCAAGAAGGAUCAAAUCAAGAUUCAUGGUUUCUAAGUUGUUGGCUAUUUGAGGUUAUUGAAGCAUAGUAAUAUCAUACAGUUGUUUGGAUUUGUUUGUUAAGGGGUUGGUUUUUGGUUAAUGCCCAUGAAAUCUUGUCAUGGGUUUCUUUCUGAAUUGUGGUUGUGGUACUUUGUUUACAGAUAAUAAUAAGUUUGGUUUUCUACAGCUA
Solanum dulcamara is the source of this 753-nucleotide messenger RNA. Its product is annotated as protein translation factor SUI1 homolog. Lineage: Eukaryota; Viridiplantae; Streptophyta; Magnoliopsida; Solanales; Solanaceae. The record is from RefSeq and is a predicted model, not a curated record. The coding region runs from base 240 to 578 and encodes 112 amino acids. Gene Ontology annotation, biological process: translational initiation. Gene Ontology annotation, molecular function: RNA binding; translation initiation factor activity. The transcript is spliced from 2 exons.